Molecule: messenger RNA, 2625 nt
Organism: Castor canadensis (American beaver)
Lineage: Eukaryota; Metazoa; Chordata; Mammalia; Rodentia; Castoridae
Source: RefSeq, a predicted model, not a curated record
UAGGAAUGGGAUCCUGGUGCUUCCACAUGACUCUGAAAUAUGAAAUGCAGCUGUUAGAUGAGCUCCCAAUGAUUUACAGCUGCUGUGUGUUUGUAUACUGCAUGUUUGAAUGUUUCAAGAUGAAGAGUUCGGUAAACUACCAUCUGCUUUUUGCCUUAGUUCUAUUCAGUUUAAUAGUAACCACAGUUUACCUUAAAGUAAAAGAGCCUAUUUUCCAUCAGGUUAUGUAUGGAGUGUUGGUCUUCACACUAGUACUCCGAUCUAUUUAUAUUGUUACAUGGGUUUAUCCAUGGCUUAGAGGAUUGGGUUAUACAUCCUUGGGUAUAUUUUUAUUGGGAUUUUUAUUUUGGAAUAUAGAUAACAUAUUUUGUGAUUCACUAAGGAACUUUCGAAAGAAGGUGCCACCUAUCCUAGGUGUUACCACACAGUUUCACGCAUGGUGGCAUAUUUUAACUGGCCUCGGUUCUUAUCUUCACAUCCUUUUCAGUUUAUAUACAAGAACACUUUACCUGAGAUACAGACCAAAAGUGAAGUUUCUCUUUGGAAUCUGGCCAGUGAUCAUGUUUGAGCCUCUCAGGAAGCACUGAUGAAUUAUUCUACCAAGAAAACAGAAGACACCUCCCAUAAGCCCCGAAGGCUAAAUCAGACCUCCCACAAGACCUACAUGUGUAAAUUCAUCAUGACCAUCACAAGAGGAGGGCAUUCUGACUGAUGCUGCCAACCACAUGGAGAACGAGGAAUGGGCCUGUUGGGUGUUUUAGUUCCUGGCUUUAUCUCAUUAGUCCUCCUCAUCUUCAUCUUAAGAUGUUUAUAAAGAAACAUAUGUGAUGUGUUAUGUUCUAGAAUGCUAAGGAAAUUGGGCUUUUCUUAACAGGUUAGCAGUUUGUGCUAGUCUUUGGAAAUUAACCUUUUUCUCUUUUUUGACAAAGGCUGCAUGUAAAUUAUGUCUUUCUUAAUAUUUGAUUAUAUAAUGAAAACAGUCAUUAAGAACUGGCAAAACCCCAUAUCUAGAUGGUCAGCUUUGUGCCAGCACUUAGCUGUGUCAGCCUUGAUUUAUAUUGUCAUGGUAAUCUCAUGAAUGGUUUUCCAAGAUUUAAACAAAACAAAGAAGAGGAAAGGGAAAAGGAAAAGAGGAAGGAAGGAAGAGAAGAGAGAGAAAAGCUAACUAGUAUUUCUUCACUGUUUUGGUGCUAGUUGGAAUAUCAGAGCAAGUUCAGACCUACCACUGGGUUCCAUACUUGUCACCUCCCAGGAUUAGAGCGAGUGGGUCAUCAGUAUUCUUUUUGAAGCUCUACCAGUACAACUGUAGAAGCUGUCCAGCCACUUAUAAGUAGUUGCUCUGUUUUCUUUGGUCUUUUCAGACCUUUAAGUUAUCACUGUUUUUUGUUUAGGCAAGCAUGACUGGUGGUCUAGCUUACCCAUAUUUCUUCCUCCUAGCUUAAUUUAUUUGACGUUAUCAGGGAAUGUCAUUAAAGUUUGACUUUUUACAUUUUAUACUAUUUUCCAUUUCUCAAAGAGGCUAUAAGUUAAGCCCAAGGAAUCAUAUCAAGUUAACUAAAGGUAAAAUGGUCAGGAUCCUAUUUAUACAAAGCUAAUUAAAAUAUCUGCAUCUUCAUUUUUUGAGGGAAAUAGAUAUAAGAAAUAGCUCUGACAUACUUUAUACACCAUCCAAAACUUAGAGCACUAAGAAACAGCAGUAAAAGCAGCUAGUUCUAAUUUGGAUUUAAAUUGAAUCACUUCACAAAAAAUGAAGGAACAGAUGUUUAAUAUCUAAUGAUUACCUCCUGAGCUGCGGCUUCAAGUUUUCUUACUCAAGUUGGUAAAACACUUCUCUCCUUCUUCCAAUACUCAAUAAGAAGCCUUAGAACAUUUUAAAACCAAAAAAAUGUUUUCUUCAUCUACUGGCCUUAGUUUUGGCCCAAGAACUAUUUUCCUUCCCUUAGCAUGCCAACCUGCAUUUAGGCAGGUACUUCACCCACUUUUCUAGCAAAAACACCACUUACCAAAAAAGGUAUAAAACCAAACAGUUCCAGUGCUGUCCAAAAAAGUAUUCUUUCUUUAAAUUCUGACUUCUGGCUACAUUCGACCUGCAACUGCUGUGGGCUAUCCCUUCUUAAUGAAUUCAUUUGUCUCACACCAUUUUAUCUUUAUACUGUUCAUAUCUUCUUCUGCAUAAAGAAUCUAUGUAUAGGAAGAAAGAUACAUCCUUUGUGACAUUGUUGCUAAGCAUUGUAACACUGAGGUUCUGCAGUAUUAAACUGAGAUUACAUGUAUACAGCUGUGGCCAUUUAAAGCAGUUUGUUGAAUAUGUGAGUCACCCGCCACCACCACACUGUGCAAGACCUCACUGAAGAAGUAUCUGCAUCCCAGACAGCCAGUUCUUCAAAAAUCUUUGUCUGUUGUGAGCAUAGAUUGCAUGAAAACCCACAUAAUACAUUUUAGAUGUGUUGAGCAGAAGUAGGAGGUGAAGUCUUCAUUUUUCCAAGUAGCAACAAAGUAACACACUGAAGACUUCUGUGCCCCUUGUGUGGAAAUCACGGCUGACCUGUUGGCUGCGGCUAAUUUACCUUUAUACAAUGGUGCUCUUUUCCUUCUUGAAUUCUGGGUAGACAUUCCAGGGAUUGA